Molecule: messenger RNA, 666 nt
Organism: Auanema sp. JU1783
Lineage: Eukaryota; Metazoa; Nematoda; Chromadorea; Rhabditida; Rhabditidae
Source: the annotation of a GenBank genome assembly
AUGCAGAAGGCAUUAGGAACAACAGCUACUUUUGGAGCAGAGAAGACUGUUCAAAACAUCGGAGAAGGAAAUGGUUUUCUAUCGCGAAUCUGUUUGAUCCGUCCGGAUUGGCAGAAUGGAUCUGAAGAUUUACCAAAGGCGUUCAUUGCCAAGAUCUGCACACCAAUCACAAUGAUGGAUUUCAGCGAGAAAUCUGACAACGAAUUUGAUGUAAGCGGAUUAAUAGAUCGCUUUGUUGUUCUCUGUACCUCGGUACACAAUAUGGAGAUUGAUACUUAUAAGAUUAUGAAUAAGUACAGUGAAGGUAGAAUACCCUUACCUAAGACAGCAAGCUUCAAUUCGCCUGUGGUGGAUCUGGUUCGUGCUUUCUCCGCCUGUUUGAGUGGAGCCGAUCGAAGAAACCAUCACAAGGAGCUGUUAAGCAUUUUCUAUGACUAUCUCCGUGAAGAAGUUGAAGGAGAGUUACCUUACACACUCAAACAGCUAGAAGAAUCUUAUGAUCUUAUCGUACCACUUGGAGCUUUCCUUGUUGUACCCAUUAUUCACCCCCUGUACGACUAUUUGAAGAAAGCUAGACCCGAGUUAGCUGAGGAAACCAAGGCAAUUUUACACGAGAAAUCGGUGGCCCUUAUGGAAGAUGCUCUAGCAACUCGUCCUUUGGAAUGA